Molecule: messenger RNA, 936 nt
Organism: Caenorhabditis briggsae
Lineage: Eukaryota; Metazoa; Nematoda; Chromadorea; Rhabditida; Rhabditidae
Exons: 5
Coding region: 1-936 (311 amino acids)
Source: RefSeq, a predicted model, not a curated record
AUGUCUGGUGCUGGUCCAUCAAAUGAGGUUGAAAUGAAUGUGCUUCAACCAAAAACCGAUCCUCCAGCUGGAAGAAGAGAAAGUAGAAUAUCGAUAAAUUCUGAUUUGGAUGAGGAGCAACGACAGGCAUAUUUGACUGAACAUGUCCCAGAAGAAUAUAAACGUGAUCCUAAUCAAAGGAGGGAAGACAGCGAUAAUGAAGAACUGAGUUGCUGUUCGAAAUGUUGCGUUGAUUUGUGCAUGAGCAUAUGCAUGCCUAUUUGUAUGUGCAAGUGCUACAAAUGGGGAGACGCCACGAAACCUCAAAUCAAGGAACGAAAUCCCCAUACAGGACUAGAGAUUACGCCCGAGCAACUUGCAGCAUUGAAAGCGGCAAAAUUACAAAAAGCUGCAGCUGGAAAUGAAGUCGCUCAAACGGACCCAGGUGCAUCUACAUCGCUUGUGAUCGAAGAUCCCAAUGCACAAGAUUCAACGACACAGCAUUCAGCAGUUUCAGAAGGUACUCCAGGACAUUCUAAACCGGAUCAGCAAGCAACUCUAGAAUCCGGAGAAUCUUCCCAAGCAUCACCAGGAACCCGAGAAGAAUUGUCAACUAGGAACCUGGAAAGUCCUUCAGACUAUAAUAAACCAUCGUCUUUCACUCAAGGUAAUGAUCCGGCGAGCACUGAAGUAACCAUUAGAAAACCCAAUAGACAAGCCGCAAUCAUAUACAGAAGAAUUCAUCUAAGUGCACCAAUUCCUACGACUACGAAGACAUCAGACACGGAGAAACCACCGAUGCCAAAAAAGGAGGCUCCUACCGAAACGCCAAUUAUGGGUCAGCCUGGAACAUCAAGAGAAUCAGAAGGAUCGGAUGAGGUGAAAUUGCAUCUUCCAAAGAAAUCCAAUAAAAAGGGACAAUCGAAAGUGGUUUUCAAAAAAUACCGUCCAACAUAA